AUGUUCAUUUUUUUAUUAUUAAGUCUGUCACUGGCAGAGUUUGAUUACUCCAAAGAUGACUUCUCUCUUUUCAGAGACUUUGAAAAGGCAUAUUCCAAGAAGUACAUAACACCAGCAGAACGUCUUCACCGCUUUUCGGUGUUCAAGAACACACUUCGAGAAAUUCGUUUCUACAACAACAAACGAAAGAACCCCUCCGACGCACAUUUUGUAAUCAACAAAUUUGCGGAUUUAACAACAGCUGAGAUGGGUAUUCUUCCUCUCAAGAACAUUGAAGUCCCACACACUGCAAAGUCUUCUCUUAAAGGAUAUGAAGAUUUUAACACAUUACCGCCAUUACCUGAGGGUGACGUUCUUCCCGAGAAUUUGUCAUAUUGUGGCGAUUAUGUGAGUAAAAACACAGACCAUCCCCAAGUCGAUUUAUGUGGCACUACAGUCGACCAGAAGUCCUGUGGCUGUUGUUAUGCAGCUGCUGUCGCCAAUCACGCGCAACUGAUCUAUGCCAAUUACACUUAUUUUAAAAAUUCAAGUAAAAUCAGUAAACUCCUUUUCACUCCGCAGAGGUUUAUAGACACAAUAUACACCGACUAUAAAUUCACUCCUCCAGCAUCUAACAAGAGAUGCUGCGGUGGAAAUUCUGGUCUUGCACUUGACGGACAGCCAACGUAUUCUCUUCAGGCAGAUUAUCAAUACGACGAUGGGCUUGUGAGUUACGGCAAUAACCCGCCCUGCACGGUCAGAGGAGACCAAAACUCGAAGGUCAAAAUUUAUUUGAGGAAAAACAGUUACAAGACGUGGACGACUGUUGAAAAAACAAGUCAUGAUGCUAAAGUGCUUGCUAUUAAGAAAAUGGUCCACCACUAUGGGUCUGUACUUGUUGCUGUUACUGCGAGUAACACCGGAUUUACUAGCUAUGCGGGCGGCAUCUUCACCUUCCCACAGGCAACUUCUGACUCAAAACCAAUUUGUAUUGAAGGAACAGUAAAAUCCGACCAUCAAGUCGCUUUAGUAGGGUGGGGGGUAGAAAACGGAAAGGAAUAUUUUAUUGGAAGAAACACAUGGGGCUCCUGGUGGGGCGAAAAAGGGUAUGUCAAGAUAUCAACUGACGUCUUCUGUGGUAUUGGAGAGUUUGUGGGGGAGUACACCUAUCCACAGAACUACGUCAUUAACUCCGGGAGUUGUGUAGUCGAUCCCAAUUGCGAGUCGUGUAAUACAGAGACUUUAGAAUGUAAUAAAUGUGUGACUGGGAGUACUAAAGAUGACCGUGGAAUGUGUAUGAAGCCCGAUCAAUAUAAGACAUAUCCAGUGACUCCUAUGAGUUGUAUUGCUGAUUGUAACACAUGUGGCUCGUCUACACUUUGCAAUUUGUGUAAUGAAGGAAUGGCGCUGUCAAAAGAUAAGAAGAAGUGCUUGGCAAGCUGCCCUGAUGGGAGUUAUGCAGAUCCAACCAAUGCUAAUAUGUGUAAAGACUGCUCAAACACUAAAUGCAAAACAUGCGCAUCAAACCCAACAAGUGGAUGCGACUCAUGUCCGACUGGUAAAGUUUUACAAAGUGAUAAGAAAGACUGUAUUGAUAAAUGUCCUGCUGGGCAAUACGCUGAUACUACUAACAACAAUUUGUGCACAGCGUGUAAAGUUAACGGAUGCGUCACUUGCACGUCGGGACCGAAUAAAUGCGACGUCUGUGAGACGGGGAAAGUCGUGUCGUAUGAUAGAAUCACAUGCGUGGACAGUUGCCCCAAAAAUUACUUUGUGAAAAAUGGAGCGUGCGAAUUGUGUCAAGAAAGUUACCCACAACCAUGUACCGAUGACGAGUGUAAAGCUUGUACUACUGUAACACCAACUCCUGUUGAUCCUUCAAAUCCAUCCAAAGAGGGAACUUUGGAAAUAAUCGUUUUAAGUGUUCUUGCUCUUAUUAUGGCGGUACUUUAA
Molecule: messenger RNA, 1932 nt
Organism: Entamoeba invadens IP1
Lineage: Eukaryota; Evosea; Mastigamoebida; Endamoebidae
Product: cysteine protease, putative
Exons: 1
Coding region: 1-1932 (643 amino acids)
Cellular component (GO): lysosome
Molecular function (GO): cysteine-type endopeptidase activity
Source: RefSeq, a predicted model, not a curated record